Chionomys nivalis (European snow vole) is the source of this 7472-nucleotide messenger RNA. RefSeq names its product growth regulating estrogen receptor binding 1 (gene Greb1). Gene Ontology annotation, biological process: multicellular organism development. Lineage: Eukaryota; Metazoa; Chordata; Mammalia; Rodentia; Cricetidae. The transcript is spliced from 34 exons. The record is from RefSeq and is a predicted model, not a curated record. The coding region runs from base 601 to 6465 and encodes 1954 amino acids.
AACAAUUGACCUCUGUCCCUGGAGGCUUCCGACUUCCGCGCGCGGACCCCUCCCGAGCUUGCGAACCCUGUGAGAUUCCCAAGGAGGCUGCGGGUGAGUGCAGCUGAGGCAGAACAGGGCGGGCGCGACUCCCGCAGGGUUGGUCAGUCCCCUCCUGCGCCCGCACCUGGGUAAAGCCGCCGCCCCAGCUCAGGUCGCUCCACAAGCACGGCCGCCCGCAAGACCCGGACGGGAGGACUCCGCGACUCCGCUGCUCCGGGCUUUACGCAGCUCCGGCUCGGGCAGCGCGGGCUCCGAGGACCCCGGGCGAGGACAAAGGGCGCGAGUUGGCUGAAUUUCUAGAGAAAAAAAGGACGCCUCUCUCUGCUUUUGGAUCCUGGCACGUUGCCCCUAGGAUGUCAGUGGAUCGAGUUAUAUAUAAAUGAAAGUAGCUGCGGAGAGCCGCCCUCUCCUGUCUGGGGCUGAGCAGAGGCUGCAACCCUUUCCUCCUUGCUGCUCCGUUUACCUCCACGUCGGGCUUUGUGUGGAGGCAGCCCUUCUCGGAAGAACUGAGAUGCCAUUUUAACCAGAAGCCUCCAUCCUCUUCUUUGUGCUGUGGAGAUGGGCAAUUCCUAUGCUGGACAGCUAAAGAGCACGCGGUUUGAAGAGGUCCUCCACAACUCCAUCGAGGCUUCCCUGCGCUCCAAUACCCUAGUGCCCCGGCCCAUCUUCUCCCAGCUGUAUUUGGAGGCUGAGCAGCAGCUGUCCUCCUUAGAAGGCGGUGGACGAGCGGACAACGAGGAAGAAGAGGAUGAAGGAGAAGGGGGCUUAGAACCCAGUAGUCCUUCGAAUGCCUACCAGCUGCCCCCUCCUCCUGAAGGCUGUUGCACCACAGAUGGCUUCUGCCAGGCUGGGAAGGAUCUUCGUCUUGUCUCCAUUUCCCAAGAACCCAUCGAGGUCCCCGCAGGCUUCCUCCUCGUUGGGGCCAAGUCUCCCAGCCUGCCCGACCACCUCCUGGUGUGUGCAGUGGACAAGAGGUUCUUGCCUGACGACAACGGCCACAAUGCUCUGCUUGGUUUCUCUGGGAACUGUGUUGGCUGUGGGAAGAAAGGCUUCUGCUACUUCACCGAGUUCUCCAACCACAUCAACCUGAAGCUGAGCACACAGCCCAAGAAACAGAAGCACCUCAAGUACUAUUUGGUCCGGAACGCACAGGGAGCACUGACCAAAGGACCAUUGAUUUGCUGGAAAGGCUCAGAGUUCAGAAGCCGGCAGAACUCCACCAACACCUGUCCCAGUUCUCUGUUCCCACCGCUGGACAGCUCGGGGUCUCUGGCUGCCUUCCCCAGUGAUCCUGUUCCUGGGACAAACCCCAACAUCGCAGUGGGAGCUCAACAGGCAGGUCUGGCCUCUGAUCACCCCUCAGUGACCACAGCAACAGGUCCCACUGUCUUCAAUGGCAAAGACUCCCCCAAACAGCCACAGCUGGCAAAGAGUAGCCUGUCUGCCGUGCCUCGUCCCUCAGCCUUAGGUAUCUUGCCAAACUCUGGGCCUCCCAAAAAACGACACAAAGGUUGGUCCCCAGAGUCUAAAUCAACCACGGACAGUGGCUUCCCUCAGGGUGGUGGCAACAGAACUAAGCAAGAAGGUACCAGCGUACCCUGUGUGCCCCAGCCUGGCUUGGUGGGACCGGCUUCAGUCACCUUCCCAGUGGUGGCAUCCGGUGAACCAGUGUCUGUCCCAGACAACUUGCUGAAGAUCUGCAAGGCCAAGCCGGUGAUAUUUAAAGGCCACGGGAACUUCCCGUACCUCUGCGGAAACCUGAAUGAUGUGGUCAUCAGCCCCCUGCUGUAUACUUGCUACCAGAACUCCCAGUCGCUGUCCAGGGCCUACGAGCAGCACGGUGCCUCCACCAUGCAGCCCAUAUCUGAGGAGACGCAACUGUUGCUGACUGUCUACUACCUCGUCCAGCUGGCUGCUGAUCAGGUGCCUCUGAUGGAGGACCUGGAGCAGAUCUUCCUGCGCUCCUGGCGUGAAUCACAUCUGACGGAGAUCAGGCAGUACCAGCAGGCGCCUCCACAGCCCUUCCCACCAGCCCCUAACACUGCAGCCCCUGUGACUUCUGCACAGCUGCCCUGGCUGGCAGGACUGGCUGCCAGCUCUUGCAAUGACAGCGUGCAUGUCAUUGAGUGCACUUACUCCCUGGCCGAGGGUCUCUCCGAGAUGUUCCGGCUGCUCAUCGAGGGUAAACUCUCUAAGACCAUCUACGUGGUCAUCAUCUGCGCCUGCAGGAAUGCUGCCAUCGACUCCUGCAUCGCCGUCACUGGGAAAUACCAAGCUCGGAUUCUUUCCGAAAGCCUCCUCAGCCCUGCGGAGUACCAGAGAGAAGUCCACUAUGAGCUGGUCACGGGCAAAGUGGACUCCCUGGGAGCCUUCUUUAGCAGCCUCUGCCCAGAGGGUGACAUUGACAUUUUGCUGGACAAAUUUCACCAGGAAAAUCAAGGCCAUGUCUCGUCCUCAUUCACUGCUUCCUCUACCAAGAAAACAGCCGCGCUGGAUGCCAGUGGGGUUCCCGUGUGCACAAGUUACCGUCUGGAGCCACCGGGCGUCAGGCCCUUUCAGCUGGCAGUGGCACAGAAGCUCCUCUCGCACGUAUGCUCAAUCGCAGAUUCCAGCACCCAAAAUCUGGACUUGGGGUCCUUCGAGAAGGUGGACUUUCUCAUUUGCAUUCCACCAUCAGAAGUGACCUAUCAGCAGACCGUGUUCCAUGUCUGGCAUUCAGGGGUUCUGCUGGAGCUGGGCCUGGAAAAAGAGCCUGUGACCAAGCAGAGGGCGGAGCAACACGUUCUGAAACUAGACACGGAGGCCCAGGCAAGAUUUAAGGCCUUUCUGCAAAACUCCUUCCAGAACCCACACACGCUCUUUGUCCUCAUCCACGACCACGCCCACUGGGAUCUAGUGAGCAGUGCUGUUCAUAACAUCUACUCCCAAAGUGACCCCUCUGUGGGAUUAGUGGACAGAUUGCUCAACUGCAGGGAGGUGAAAGAAGCACCCAACAUCGUGACCCUUCACGUGACCUCUUUCCCAUAUGCGCUACAGACCCAGCACACCCUCAUCAGCCCCUACAAUGAGAUCCACUGGCCCGUCUCCUAUAGUAACGGUGUGGACCUGUAUCAUGAAAAUAAGAAAUACUUUGGGCUCUCAGAGUUUAUUGACUCCACCCUGUCAGGGCACAGCCUCCCCUUGCUCCGAUAUGACAGCUCCUUUGAGGCCAUGGUCACUGCCUUAGGAAAAAGGUUCCCCCGCCUGCACAGCGCGGUGAUCAGGACCUUUGUUCUUGUGCAGCACUAUGCGGCCGCCAUGAUGGCUGUGAGCGGCAUCCCACAGAUGAAGAACCAUACUUCAGUGGAGACGCUGGAGAUCACCCAGAACCUCCUCAACUCUCCGAAGCAGUGCCCCUGUGGCCACGGGCUCAUGGUCCUACUGCGCGUUCCCUGUUCGCCCCUGGCAGCUGUGGCCUAUGAGCGGCUGGCCCAUGUGCGGGCACGGUUGGCUCUGGAGGAACACUUUGAGAUCAUCCUGGGCCACCCCAGCUCCAGCAUCACUGUGGGCAAGCACUUUGUGAAACAGCUCAAGAUGUGGCAGAAGAUCGAGGAUGCGGAAUGGAGGCCCCAGACCUACUUGGAGUUAGAGGGCCUGCCCUGUAUCCUCAUUUUCAGUGGGAUGGACCCUCAUGGGGAGUCACUGCCCCGGUCUCUGAGAUACUGUGACCUACGUCUAAUCAAUUCCUCCUGCCUGGUGAGGACAGCCCUGGAGCAGGAACUGGGCCUGGCUGCCUACUUUGUGAGCAACGAUGUCCCCUUGGAAAAGGGGGCCAAGAACGAGGUCUUGGAGAGUGAUGGGGAGAAGUUAAGCAGUACGGAUGAAGAUGAGGAGGCAGGGGUGGAAGGGUGUUUUGAUGCAGGCUCUACCUCAGAGAAGAGGAGCCCCAUGAAGAGGGAGCGCUCCCACUCCCAUGACUCAGCAUCUUCCUCCCUCUCUUCCAAAGCAUCUGGCUCAGUGCUCUAUGGUGAGUCCCUGGCUCAGCUCUCAGGACCUCCACAGGGAGAGCCUGCCAGGUCACCUCCACCUUGUGGCCCUGCAGAAGAGGGCAGGACCCCUGGGGAGAUACCGCGGCUCCGAGGGAGUCAGGGACCUACGGUCGUCAGCAGGCACAGCCCUGGGCUGGCCCCACAACCCGAUUCCAGCCUCAGGACUGGCCAGAGGAGCCUGCAGGUGCCAGCCGCCCCAUCCUCCCAGCUGUCCUCCUCCUCGGGCUCAUCGUCCACAUGUGCCGUGCCCACUGCCAAUGUACUAGUCCUCCAGGCCUCGCAGUGCUCCAUGGCCAAGGCCUGCCGGCAGCCACCCAUCGUCUUCCUGCCCAAGCUUGUGUAUGACAUGCUCGUGUCCACAGACAGCAGCGGCCUGCCCAAGUCUGCCUCCCUCCUGCCUUCCCCCUCCGUCAUGUGGACCAGCUCCUUCCGGCCCCUGCUGAGCAAGAUGAUGACAUCAACUGAACAGUCCCUCUACUACCGGCAGUGGACAGUACCCAGGCCUAGCCACAUGGACUAUGGCAACCGAGCCGAAGGCCGUGUGGACAGCUUCCACCCCCGCAGGCUGCUGCUCAGUGGGCCACCUCAGAUAGGGAAGACGGGUGCCUACCUGCAGUUCCUCAGUAUCUUGUCCAGGAUGCUGAUUCGACUGACAGAAGUGGAUGUUUACGAUGAAGAAGAGAUCAAUACCAGCCUCCCGGAGGAAUCAGAUUGGCAUUACCUCCAGCUCACUGACCCUUGGCCAGACCUGGAACUCUUAAAGAAGAUGCCUUUUGAUUACAUCAUUCAUGACCCGAAGUAUGAAGAUGCCAGUCUGAUUUGUUCACAUCACCAGAGCAUCAAGAGUGAAGACAGAGGGACUUCCCGGAAGCCGGAGGACCUGUAUGUGCGGCGUCAGACAGCACGUAUGAGACUAUCCAAGUAUGCAGCAUACAACACAUACCACCACUGUGAACAGUGCCACCAGUACAUGGGCUUCCACCCCCACUACCAGCUCUAUGAGUCCACCCUGCACGCCUUUGCCUUCUCUUACUCCAUGCUAGGAGAGGAGAUCCAACUCCACUUCAUCAUCCCCAAGUCCAAGGAGCACCACUUUGUGUUCAGCCAACCUGGAGGUCAACUGGAGAGCAUGCGUUUGCCCCUCGUCACAGACAAGAACCACGAACACAUCAAGAGCCCAACCUUCACCCCGACAACGGGCCGCCAUGAGCAUGGACUCUUUAAUCUGUACCAUGCGAUGGAUGGGGCCAACCAUCUGCACGUGCUGGUGGUCAAGGAGUACGAAAUGGCCAUUUAUAAGAAAUACUGGCCCAACCAUAUCAUGCUUGUACUCCCAAGCAUCUUCAACAGCGCCGGAGUUGGGGCUGCCCACUUCCUGAUCAAAGAGCUGUGCUACCACAACCUAGAGCUGGAGAGGAACCGGCAGGAGGAGCUGGGGGUCAAGCCCCAGGACAUCUGGCCAUUCAUCGUCAUUUCCGAUGAUUCCUGUGUGAUGUGGAACGUGGCCGACGUGGACUGUGCGGGAGAACGGAGCAGGGAGUUUUCCUGGUCUGAGAGGAAUGUCUCUCUGAAGUACGUCAUGCAGCACAUUGAGGCCUCCCCCAACAUCACACACUAUGCCCUGAUCGGCAUGCGGAAGUGGACCAGCAAGACAAGGGGCCGCGAGGUGCAGGAGCCUUUCUCCCGAUGCCACGUGCACGACUUCAUCAUCCUCAAUGUGGAUUUGACCCAGAAUGUGCAGUACAACCAGAACCGGUUUACGUGUGAUGAUGUAGAUUUCAACCUUCGCGUGCACAGUGCAGGCCUCCUGCUCUGCCGGUUCAACCGCUUCAGCGUCAUGAAGAAGCAGAUCGCAGUGGGCGGGCACAGGUCCUUCCAUAUCACAUCCAAGGUAUCCGACAGCUCUGUGGCCAUUGUGCCGUCCCAGUACAUCUGUGCCCCAGACAGUAAGCACACGUUCCUGGCGGCUCCUGCUCAGCUCCUACUGGAAAAGUUCCUCCAGUACCACAGCCACCGCUUCUUCCCGCUGUCCCUGAAGAACCACAGCCACCCCGUGUUGUCUGUGGACUGCUACCUUAACCUAGGACCUCAGAUUUCUGUUUGUUAUGUGAGUUCCAGGCCCCACUCCCUAAACAUCAGCUGCUCUGGCGUGGCAUUCAGUGGGCUCCUGCUGUACCUCUGUGACUCCUUCGUGGGGGCCAGCUUCUUGAAGAAGUUUCAUUUUUUGAAAGGAGCCACCUUGUGUGUGAUCUGCCAAGACCGGAACUCACUCCGCCAGACCGUGGUCCGCCUGGAGUUGGAGGAUGAAUGGCAGUUCCGGCUGCGGGAUGAGUUCCAGACAGCCAACGCCAAGGAAGACAGGCCACUCUUUUUCCUCACUGGACGACAUAUCUGAGGGGGCAGGGCUGGAAGAACUCCUGAGAGUGUGGGGUCGUCAGGACCCACCUGCCGCUGAGGCUGGUGAAGGUUUCAGACCAAAGGCUAUAUGAACUUGGUCAUGCACAGACUCUUGUGACACAUGUCACAAUGUCCUGUGCAGAUAAUGACUUAAAGCUACAGCCACGAGUCCUUGAUGGCAAGAAAACUGAAGACUGAGCCAGUCCACAUGCCCUGGGCUAUCUUGAAGUUUGUUUUAUGAAGAAUGAAAUUUGAACUCUGCUGUCAUUUAUAUUCUUCCACGGACAAACUUGACCUGCUCUAGAGAAUCCUGGGUCGUCUUGUCACAGUGCCUGUGACUAUGAUUUCACAUAGUAGGUUUCCCAUGACUCCCUCUAGAGCAAUAUUCCAAAGGAACAUUUUAACUGUAAAGGCCGGAGACUAGACAAAAGGAAUAAGAAUUAUUUAACCAUCUCCAAGUUUUCUUUGCAGAAGCUAGCCCAAAGGCAUCCAGUUUAAUAUGAUAAAAUGAAUUGCUUUACUUUAGAAAAAAAGGGACUCUUAAAAUAAUACAGGGUAAAUACCCUACCUCUUAGAAAGGGCAAAGUGGAAAAGAAGUUUUCUUACAAACCAAAGGACUUUAGGGAGGGAAUUAGGAUUGUCGCAGUGGACUGAGGAUUUACCUUCCGAAGGAAAGAGGACCAAAUUGCUUACAUGAUAAAAAAUAAUGAAAGCCAAAGUUAUGUACAAGACAGUGAAGAGGGCCGGAGCGACGGCUCAGCAUUGUAAGUGUGCUUGCUGUCCAGUCGUGAGGACUGGAGCUGGGAGCCCAGCACAUAGAGGGCAAGCCACGCGUUCUGCAAAUGCCUGUAAUUCCAGCUCAGAGGGACCCAAUGCUCUCCUCUGACCUCUGUGUGUGCUCAGGCCUGUGUGCAUGUGCGCGCACACACACACACAGAGGGGAGAGAGAGAGAGAGAGAGAGAGAGAGAGAGAGAGAGAGAGAGAGAGAGAGAGAGAGAAUCUUA